AUGGCGCCUGCUGAUAGCCCGCCUGUCGGCCUGCUCGCGCUGCCCACCGAGUUGCUGCUGCUGCUCGCCGAGUCGUGCCUCGACCAGACCGACAUCAGCAGGCUCGUGUGCAGCUCGCGCUACCUCAGCAACGUGCUGUGGCAGCCUCUGCUGCGCACCAACAUCGCGCACCACGGCAGCACGGCGCUGCUCUGGGCCGCGGCAAACAAUCACACCGACUUCGCACAGCAACUCAUCCACCUCGGCGCCAACCUGGAAACAUCGCCGCACUUCCUCGAGCGUGCGAACAUCCCGCGCGUGGGGCGCUACUGGGGCCGCAACGUGCCCAACAGCGGUUCCUCAACACCGCUCUGCUACGCCGUCCAGCGCCGCAAUCUCGCCAUGGUCGAGCUUCUUGUCAACGCCGGCGCGCUUGUUGUUGCUCUGCGCGGCGUCGGCUACGGACCCUUUGAGUACGCGUACGCGGCCAAGCACAGCGCCAUCAUCCAUGUCCUGGUGAGUCAGCUGUGGACCAUUGACGCACCCGUGGGGCGCAACGGCGAGACGCCGCUCCAGCUCGCAUGCCGCAACCGUUAUGUCGACGGCGUGCGGCGGCUGCUGGAGCUGAAAGCGGACCCGAACGCGAACAACGUCGUCCCCAAGGAGCGCUUCAGUCACGUGCGGUCCCUGUUGGACACGACGAGCCCCGGCUUCUACACGCACGAUCGCUUCGACCUGCCCACUGGGAACCCGCGCGACGACGCCCUGGCCAUCCUGCGCAUGCUGUUCAACUGCGGCCUGGACCCGGACGAGUCGUGUCGCUGCCGCUUGUUCAGAGUCGACCCGCGAGCCCGCGUCUUGCUCGAGAAGAAGAACGCUUCGAGCAGCAGGGACCGCAAGCGCAGGUCGCAGGAGUAUUCGAGAGGCUUCCGUGGUGCGUUUGGACUGCAGAGGAAGCGUCGCUGA
Molecule: messenger RNA, 945 nt
Organism: Didymella exigua CBS 183.55
Lineage: Eukaryota; Fungi; Ascomycota; Dothideomycetes; Pleosporales; Didymellaceae
Product: ankyrin
Exons: 1
Coding region: 1-945 (314 amino acids)
Molecular function (GO): protein binding
Source: RefSeq, a predicted model, not a curated record